AUGUAUCCGUGGAGCAGUGUGUGUAUAUAUAUAAGUGAAGGUUAUGUCCAGUUGUCUGCCAUAGAAACUUCCGACAAACAGUGAUAGAAUUAUAAUUAAUUGAGUGGUGAAUAAAUGGAGCAAGGUGCAGCAGCAGGUUGGUGGCGAAAAGGGCCUUGGACUCCUCAAGAAGAUGAGCUGCUCUUUCAGUAUAUCUCUCAGAAUGGUGAAGGCAGAUGGAGCUCUGUCUCUAAGUGCACAGGUUUGAAAAGAAGUGGGAAGAGCUGCAGGCUGAGGUGGGUGAAUUACUUGAGGCCUGACCUUAAAAAAGGACAAUUAACACCUCAGGAAGAAGGCAUCAUUAUCGAACUUCAUGCCCUGUGGGGUAACAAAUGGUCUACUAUAGCAAGAUACUUACCUGGACGAACAGACAAUGAGAUAAAGAACUACUGGAGAACUCAUUUCAAGACCAGAAGCCCAUCCACUCAUCUCAAGAAGCGCAAGAUUCUCAACCAACAACAAGCUCAUCGUCGUCCCAAUAAUGUCACUAUUACUGAACCCUCUCACUCUCACGACAAGGAAAUGGCGUUUUCGAGCAUCAUCGAUAUUAAUCAUCAAAGUGCUUCAUCAUUUGAUGAUUUCGUCGCCCCAUUUGAAAUGGAUUGUUACUUGUGGAACUUGGAUGAUGACCAUCAUCUUCCAAAUAUUAUGCCACACGAAUAUUAUCACCCUUUUGAAGGCGAUGCAGCAGUUGAUUACUACGUCCAAACUGCAGAGGUUUUGCUUUAAGGAAUUUAAGCUUCAUAUCAUCAUUUACUUGUUAAUUCAUAGUUUCACCUUCUUUUCAAAUAUAAGGAAAUGGACUCUCGCAAUAUGUUUCAUUUUCCAAUUUGGAUAUUGUAACUGUUCAGUUAAAUAGAACAAAAUAUUCUACAUCAAGGAAAAGGAAUGGGCUUUCAAAUGGAUUCAGAUAAAUCGGAUCGGCCCAUGCAGAAUUCCGUGUCUUUAUUUCGAAAUUAUUUAUAAAAAAUUAAAAAAAAUAAAUUAAAAUAUUGGCCCAUGCAGGUUUCGAACCUGCGACCUUCGCGUUAUUAGCACGACGCUCUAACCAACUGAGCUAAUAGGCCAUGUUGUUAAAUGUUUGAAGAAACGUGUACUUAACUAAUGACUUGUUUUAUUAAACAUGAUAAGAUAAGAAUGGUGCAGUCUAGAAAAUUUGUGGAGAUGAAAGGAUGUUUGAACAGAUAACAGCAAGCGAAGUAGCAGGCUACGCCGUCGGAGCUCUGCUCCUCUCCGCCACCAUUUCUGCCCCCAAGAUCGACUCCCUCAUCUCUUCUUCUCAGCGCAGUUCUUUAGGCAUGUGUAAGAGAUGCGGCGACGUGAAUCGCAUCGCUUGCGGGAAAUGCAAGGGCUCUGGACUCAUCAAACAAGGAGGACCUUUCACUUUGAUUCCCGUUGUUACUGACAAAUCCACAUCAGUUUCUUGCAGCAACUGUCGUGGAAGAGGUUGCUUUUCCUGCCCUGGCUGCUCACCGAAUCAACCUUAAUUACUUCACCAAUUAUCUUGUAGUAUUUCAUUCAAGUUGUUUGUGAGUUUGUUUCUGAAAUACACAUAUAUACGAAGUUGCUUCACCUGAAA
Salvia miltiorrhiza (redroot sage) is the source of this 1618-nucleotide messenger RNA. Its product is annotated as MYB-like transcription factor EOBII. The transcript has 4 exons. Lineage: Eukaryota; Viridiplantae; Streptophyta; Magnoliopsida; Lamiales; Lamiaceae. Gene Ontology annotation, biological process: regulation of DNA-templated transcription. Gene Ontology annotation, cellular component: nucleus. The record is from RefSeq and is a predicted model, not a curated record. Gene Ontology annotation, molecular function: DNA-binding transcription factor activity; sequence-specific DNA binding. The coding region runs from base 115 to 768 and encodes 217 amino acids.